CUCACGUGACUUUGAGCUGCAGCAAAAGUCACGUGGUUGCCUCCUCAUUGACACUUCCUGUUCCACGAGAAAAAUAAUAAAUCUCUUCUGCUUUGCGGGUGGCUUCAUAGACUUCUGACUAGAUUUUUGGCCUUCAGUGCUGACAGAAAAGUGGUGGUCUCCUGGGAACUUCCACCGACAUGUCACAAUACACAAGCUUUCCCGAACCGACGGAGGACCAGAAUCCCUUUCAGGACCCUGCAGUGACUCAGCAUAGCAACAACACAGGAUAUGCCACCCUAGACCUGUAUAACCCAUUUGACAAACCGGCCGGGCCACCGCCUCCGUAUGAAUCCUCUUCUCCACCUCCACCUCCACCUGCACUAACACCGCCUAGCAGAACCACCCCCACCGAGCCCCGCAACUAUGGCUCCUAUAACUCCCAGCCUGCAGUCAGUGCAACCACAGCUGAGCUCCUGAGGAAGCAGGAGGAGCUGGAGAGGAAAGCCCAGGAGCUGGAGAGGAGAGAGCGGGAGCUGCAGUCCCACAGCCUCGGACCCGGAGCCACUCGACAGAAUAACUGGCCCCCGCUGCCUUCCUUCUGCCCCGUGGGUCCCUGCUUCUACCAGGACAUCAGUGUGGAGAUCAGUCAGCGCUUCCAGCGGAUCGUCACCUUCAUGUACUACUUUUGGUUGUUCUGCACCUUCACACUUGGCAUCAACCUGAUCUCCUCCUUGGCCUUGUUCUGUGUGGACAGCACUUCUGGUUCUGGUUUUGGCCUCGCCAUCCUCUGGGCCCUCCUCUUCACGCCCUGCUCUUUCGUCUGCUGGUAUCGACCCGUGUACAAGGCCUUCAGGAGUGACAGCUCCUUCAACUUCUUCGUCUUCUUCUUCAUUUUCUUUGUCCAAGUGGGCAUCUUUAUCAUCAUGACCAUCGGCAUUCCUGGAUCGGGAUUCAGUGGUUGGAUUGUGAGCCUGGCUGCUCUUCGUAACAGUAAAGCUGUUGGUAUCAUCAUGAUUUUAAAUUCCAUCCUCCUUACCGCUCAGGCUGCUAUGGGGGUGGUCCUGAUGAAGAAGAUCCACAGUAUGUACAGGCAAACAGAUGCCAGCUUUCAGAAGGCCCAGGCUGAGUUUGCCACCGAUUUCAUGUCCAAUCAGGCUGUGCGUCAAGCAGCUGCCUCUGCUGCCCAGGGGGCCUUCACCACACCUUGAUGGGGACAGAUGAAGGAUGGGGAGGGGGCUGUCCGCUUGAUUAAGUAUGCUUUAUGGGAGGAGCCAAGUCUUACUUAAUUACCUUCUAGGCAUGUCUAACUUUGAAAAGUGUACAUGACAAGAUGCCGAAUUUGCCAAAUGGAAAUAACCAAAUCAAAAAGCCUUUGCAUUGGUGUAGCUGUAAAAAGUGUCUGUGAAUGCAGGGAAAACCUUGUUAUUUUGUAUUAUUCGUACACCACUUUUUAAAUUAACUUUGAUCCUGUGUUGAAGGAAAAAUGCAAAAAAUGGGAUCUUCACUCUGAAGUAAUGCUAAUGUAACAUUUGGCCCUUAAUCGAGAGGCUUAACCUAAGAAAGCACGUUGUUUUUGCUUUUUGCUAAUCUGUGAACUAACCAGUUAUUUCAUCCAUACAAAUGAGCACCCGUAUUUACUGUAAUGUCAAAUCUCAUGCUGUAAAGAUUAUGAACAAAUGUUUGUUUUUUUCCAGUAUCCAUGACAGUUUUGUUUGUAUUUCUUGUGGUUGUUAAGAGUAAUAACAAAUAUCUAUCUUGGUUAGAAGAAUUAAAGAAAUACAGUCAUGCUUUCGCA
Molecule: messenger RNA, 1777 nt
Organism: Nothobranchius furzeri (turquoise killifish)
Lineage: Eukaryota; Metazoa; Chordata; Actinopteri; Cyprinodontiformes; Nothobranchiidae
Gene: scamp3
Product: secretory carrier membrane protein 3
Biological process (GO): protein transport
Cellular component (GO): recycling endosome membrane; trans-Golgi network membrane
Source: RefSeq, a predicted model, not a curated record